AUGCCAUCAGAAAAGAAAUCUAGCGUGCUUACUAAUGAUAUUAAAGAUGAAACUACAUUACAAAAUCAACGAAAAGAGUAUAAAGAUUGUUUAUCAUGUCGUUUAAUCGGUGUAGCAACAUUUAUGGGAUUAGGUACUUAUACAUUAUAUCAUUCUUUUGUUCAUAAACCUAAAUUGAGCAGAGGAUAUAGAUUUGGAUUAACUCUCGUUGGAAUAGGAUUUAUGCAAGUCGGGGUUUUUCGACUUUUAAAUUAA
Rhizophagus irregularis DAOM 181602=DAOM 197198 is the source of this 255-nucleotide messenger RNA. RefSeq lists its product as uncharacterized. NCBI's taxonomy places the organism in Eukaryota, Fungi, Glomeromycota, Glomeromycetes, Glomerales, Glomeraceae. The record is from RefSeq and is a predicted model, not a curated record.